GCAGUCACUUACUUGGGUGAGCUUUACAAGGAAGCCUUUCCGAGCUCAAACCUCCCAGGGCAUCCGCGGUCCCAAAACUUUCUUCAGACAGACAGACUCGAUCGAGACCAUACGUCACGAUGUUGGUGCUUUGUUUAUGUUUUGCCCUUUUAGCUUCGUCCUCCGCCAUUCCUGCUCCACGCAACAGAGGCCCGGCUGUGUCUCAGUUUGACUCGCAGGGGAGACAGCUCGCCGGCGAACAAGCAGGUUUCAGCGUAGCGGUUCCAGGCUUGGCUGCGUCCCCUCUCCAACAGCAGGCGCCGCAGUUCUCCCCACAGGUGCCUCCACAGCCCCUACCCGCAGUGGUGGAGUACAGGUCUCCCUCCAACAGCCUGGAAAGCCUGCCAGUCAGCCAGCUCCUCAGGCACUCCCCGGUCAACUCUCAGCUUCUCAGUGUGAAGACUUCCUUGACAGGCAUCAUGAGUCGACUUCCGGACAACGCCACCCUCCUCAGGCCCAACAUCAAGGACACGUUCUCGUGCAGUGGAAGGGCUUAUGGCUACUACGCUGAUCCAGACAACGAUUGUCAGAUUUUCCACGUCUGCUUGCCUCUCCACUCGCUAUACCCAACCCUUUACAAGACUCCAACUACGUACACCUUUUCGUUCAUCUGCGGAAACCAGACCAGUUUUGACCAGGCGAGUAUGGCCUGCGUUCACAAGGACGGCUUCGUCUGCGACAACCCGGAGAUGUACUACUACCUCAACUACAACUUCUUCAGGAAGGUCAAGACGCCCGAGGGCGGGGAAAGGUGGGCUUGGAUCAAUGAAGAUGUACCGAAAGGGUAUGUGUACCAGCCUGUAGUGCCGGAGCAGCCAGGUUCCGCAGGUGGUUCCGUGUCCGUGCCCGUGUCCGUACCCGUCUCUGUGCCCGUCUCCGUGCCCGUGUCCGUGCCCGUCGGGAGGAAAUAGAAGGCCACGGUGGCAUCGGGUUUCCUUUGGAUGUGCAACCCGGAUUCUUGUUACUGGAGUUUUCUUUUAUAUAUAUUUCUUUUCUUUUCUCUUCUUUUUUCGGGAAGAGUUCACAAGGUCCUGUGACUCUGGUGACGGGCAUUAUCUUCUCUUCGAUUCUUCCUUCCGUUUUAGUUCCCCUUUUCCUUUUCGUUUCUCGUCGUUUUUCCAAGCAAUGCAUUCGUAUUGCAAAAGGAUCAACGGACUCGUAUUGCAUGCGCUACACUGCAGCCACUUGGAGGAAGCACGCCCUUGCCUCCAAGCGAGACCAUCUGACGACGUGUGCAAGUUGCAAGCAUAUGUGCAAUGUAUAUGUGCUCAUACCGUUGUUUUUAGGGUAUGUUUUGUUGUACACUUGUCAUUUUGGUACUUUUGUAAAUGCUUUGUUGCGGUCUGGGAUUUUUUCUAUUUUGUUUUUGUUUAUGUUUUUGUUGUUAUUCUUUGUCCUGCAUCUCUGUGAUUUGUUUUCUUGUUUAUUCAAAUGCCAAUCUGGUAAUCGCACGAGCAAGUGACAAGACUAAUGCCAUAAAAGAAAAUGGAUGUUUAACAGACAUCAGUAUUUUCGAAAAAUAAAAGAAAGGACGAAA
This is a messenger RNA of Penaeus vannamei (Pacific white shrimp), 1576 nucleotides long. RefSeq lists its product as uncharacterized. The record is from RefSeq and is a predicted model, not a curated record. Gene Ontology annotation, molecular function: chitin binding. Lineage: Eukaryota; Metazoa; Arthropoda; Malacostraca; Decapoda; Penaeidae. Gene Ontology annotation, cellular component: extracellular region.